GAGGGCAGUCAGUCGCGAGCUUUACGUUUCAUCGGAUGAUCAUUACUAGUAACGUGAAUUUUUACGAUUGUGUCGAAAACGAUGAUUUUUCAAAAGAUUCUCUCAAUUCGAAUCGAAAAAAAUAAAGAUAUUAGAAAAUAUUAAAUUAAAUUAAAUUGAAACGUAUGUUAUUUUAAAAUAAUAGAAAAGAAAUACGUAAAGAAAUACGUACACAUAAAAAAAAAGAUUAGCAAAACCAAAGAAAAAAAAAGAGAAAAGAGAAGGAAAAAGGUAUGAAAGAAAGCGUGGAGCAAUUUUGAACGCAGGAAGAACGUAUAGAAUAGGAAGCAGAGAUGCAGCAUUUUUAUAUAAUUAUUCGUUUAUUUUUGUUCGUUCUAAUUUAUCAAUCAAUGAAGAUCAACGGAGAGAAAAUGGAAAAAAGAGAGAAUUCAUUUUGUCAUCCAUUUCCUGGUAUUAUUUUAGAUCAAAAUAAAAUUAAUAAAUUUGAGAAUGGAAGUAUAGUGUACAAUAAAUUAGUGUAUCCUGUUGAAUCAUAUCAAGUAUUUGAAAACAAAACAUAUGGAUGUAUAUGUAAUUUACAAUCAUGCUUGAGAAAAUGUUGUAAACAAAAUGAGAUUCUAGGGGAAGGUAUUCGACCUAAUUGUACUCGCCUAUCAAGUGAAUCACUUAUUCAAAAAUCUCUCAUUCUCGAACAAAACCAACUUGCAGCUGAAAUCCAAAAAAUAUCUAGAUUAAGUGAUCAGUUUUUUCUGAUAGAGGAUAUGCAAUGUUCCGAAAAUUUAAGCAAACUUCUACUCGAACCAGAAAAUAUUGAAGAAGAUGCGUAUGUAUUGCAAGCAAAUGGUACUCUUCAAACUUUCAACGGCGACAAAUAUGAAGCUUGGAAUUAUUGUCUUGAUUGGAAAGAACCUUCCAAAAAAAUUGCUGUUUUGGUUUGUACAUUGAAUGCGUCCACAACGAGUUCAAACCCAGUGGAUGCCGGAAUUAUAAUUUCUAUUCCAUUUUUUUUCGUUACUUUCUUUGUGUAUGCGAUUAUUCCAGAAUUAAGAAAUCUCUAUGGAAAAACCUUAAUGUGUUACGUAGCUUGUUUGGUGGUUGCCUAUACUUCUCUCGUCUUAGCCAAACUACUUUUUUUUAAAUACGUCUUCUGCAGCGCAAUUGUCGUGAUCGGUGAUUUAUUAUUGAUACUCGCGAUAAAUUCAAUUCAACCGUCUUCACAAUUCAAUACAACACCAUCUUUUAACCAGGAUACUAUCAAUUUCGCCACACAUGACUCGAAUGUGAAAAUAGAUAACGAUAACAGAACGAAAUAUUUUCAUUCGAAUGAAGAUAUUGAGAAGUCAAAGAUGGAAAAUAUUUUUACGAAUGCAGAGAGCAAGGAUCAAUGUUUUUCUAAUGUUUUUUUCAUGACUGAUGGAAAAGCAUGUAUUCCUUUAUGUUGCCCAUACGGGAAUCGUAUGACGAACGAAAAAUGUAUUGAAACAAAUAAUACUUAUAGUUUCCCGCCCCUUUACAACUCGAAUAAUUUAACGUUAAUCGAUGAAAUACCGGAUUAUCGACGCUAUUUUCAUUUAUCCGUUAAAGAUCCUUGUAAAGGUUGGCAACGUUAUAAACUUAGUCCAAAAGAAUAUCCGGAAGAUGAAUUCAUGAUUCUCGAUAAUGGUUCAGUCUACAAGUAUAACAAGAACGAACUUUUACGAGAGACUGAUUAUUGUCUCGGUAUCCUUUUAUCCAGUGUAUUCGAUAUAAUUGUUUGUUACAAGGAUGAAAAUGAAUAUGAGAUAAAUGUUAAUGAAGUACUUUAUCCCAUCGGAAUGAUCGUAUCAGUGCCGUUUCUGUUUGCCACGUUUAUCGUCUACUGUCUGUUACCAGAACUGAAGAAUUUACACGGCUACACACUUCGUGCACAUAUUAUUUCUCUAUUAGUCGCCUAUACGACACUCUCAAGCGUAAAUGUUAUUCCGCAAAAACAGAUUUCGAAUUCUCUCUGCAUUAUAUUUGCAUUCGUCAUUCAUUUUUCUUUCUUGGCUAGUUUCUUCUGGUUGAACGUUAUGUGCUUCGAUAUUUGGUGGACAUUUGGAGGUUUUCGAUCUCUACAUGGCAGCGUGAAACAAAGGGAGCGUAAAAAAUUUUUAAUAUAUUCGAUUUACGCUUGGGGUUGCGCAGCGAUUCUCACCGGAAUUUGCGCUAUUAUGGACUUUCUGCCUAAAAUUCCAAAUUAUUUAAUCAAACCAGAUUUUGGAAAAAUGAAUUGUUGGUUCACAAGAGAUGAAGCAAAGGCAAUAUAUUUUUACGGUCCUAUGGGCAUCACUGUUCUUUGUAAUAUAUGUCUUUUUAUUUCUACGGCAUUAAAAAUACGACAACAUGGAAAAGAUACGGCCCAACAUCUCAGAGGUAUAGACAGUAGACGCCAUGAUGACAAUAAACAAUGGUUUAAUCUAUAUUUGAAACUGUUUAUUGUGAUGGGUAUAAAUUGGUCAAUGGAAAUAAUAUCAUGGCUUUGUAACAAUACACCAAUAUAUCUUUGGUACCUUACUGAUUUUACGAAUACUUUGCAAGGUGUAAUUAUUUUUAUAAUUUUCGUUUGGAAAGAUAAAGUUAAAAGACUACUGUUAAAAAGAUUUGGUUGUCAUGGAAGUAAUGUGUUUUCAAGAAAUUCAACUCGUAGUGGAUGUCGUACUUGUACAUCGACAACUUCCGCUCCAUCAUUUCAAGAAAAGAUCGUCACAUAUUCAAAUGAAUCUUUUUGCGAUAAAACAAUCGUCGAUAAUUAAUAAUUAGUUUUAAUCAUUUCUGUAUCAUGAUUCAUUAUGUAUCAUUUACACAACUUUAUAAAAAUAACAAAUGAAAAAAAGAAAAAAAGAAAAAAAGAAAAUUUUAAUUUAAUAUUAGCUUUUGAUAAAUCUAUAUUCAAUUUACAUUCAACACUUCAUCAAAAUAUCUAUUAAUAAUGAAUUAAAAAUCAAAUAUCGAGUGUGAAUUUUCUUGAAGAAUUUCUAGUCAUCAUUAUGCUGCCUUUCUAAUAUUCAUUUUUGCUACUACAUAAUCAUUUAUAUAUAAAUUUGAAAUAUUUAAUUUUUAUUUUAUGUCAUAUAAAAUAGUAAUUUUUAGAAACUAUUAAGUUUAAUGCCAAUAUAUUAUUAAAAGUAUUAUAGUGUACAAAUAAAUUAGAUUAUUUUAUAGUUAUUUCCCUUUCUUUUAUAAUUUAAAUUUUAAUAUAAUAAUAAUUUUAUUUUCAUUAUUCUCAUUAUUUGAUAUUAAAGUUGUAAAUUUUAUUUUAUAAAAUAAGAAAAUGACAAAAACAUCAUUUAUAUCAAAAUGUAUAUUAUUCUUUAUCUUUAUCAAAUCAAAUAUGCAAAAAUUUUGUACAUUUUUCUUUCUUACAUAUACAUUUAAUUAAACACAUAUUAUAUAUAUAUUUUAUUCUAAAACGAUGUUAAAAUACAAAGUAAUUAAAACUUGAAGUAAUAUUAAAAUAAAUCUAUUCAUUAAAUAUUAUAUAUUAGGGAUUCAAAAUUUUGUUAUCAAUUAUUAUAAUGUACUAAUUAUUUAUUAUUUAUUUAAAAUUAUAUUUUAGUUGUAUAUAAACACAUAAAUGUCAUUAUUAUAG
Molecule: messenger RNA, 3610 nt
Organism: Apis cerana (Asiatic honeybee)
Lineage: Eukaryota; Metazoa; Arthropoda; Insecta; Hymenoptera; Apidae
Product: G-protein coupled receptor Mth2
Biological process (GO): cell surface receptor signaling pathway; G protein-coupled receptor signaling pathway
Cellular component (GO): plasma membrane
Molecular function (GO): G protein-coupled peptide receptor activity
Source: RefSeq, a predicted model, not a curated record